Molecule: messenger RNA, 1958 nt
Organism: Phragmites australis (common reed)
Lineage: Eukaryota; Viridiplantae; Streptophyta; Magnoliopsida; Poales; Poaceae
Product: peptidyl-prolyl cis-trans isomerase CYP57-like
Exons: 10
Coding region: 106-1599 (497 amino acids)
Biological process (GO): protein folding; protein peptidyl-prolyl isomerization
Cellular component (GO): catalytic step 2 spliceosome
Molecular function (GO): peptidyl-prolyl cis-trans isomerase activity
Source: RefSeq, a predicted model, not a curated record
CCCGACCCGACCCCGAACCAUACAACCCGACCACCCGACCCACACGCACGCCUCAGGUAGAACGUCGAUUCGGCGGCGGCCGGAGGCGACGAGGAGGGCAGCAAGAUGUCGUCGGUGUACGUGCUCGAGCCGCCGACGAAGGGAAAAGUGGUGGUGCAGACGACGGCCGGGCCGCUCGACAUCGAACUGUGGCCCAAGGAGGCCCCCAAGGCGGCGCGCAACUUCGUGCAGCUCUGCCUCGAGGGCUACUACGACGGCACCCUCUUCCACCGCGUCAUCAAGUCCUUCCUCGUCCAGGGAGGCGAUCCCACCGGCUCCGGCACAGGGGGUGAGAGCAUCUAUGGGGCACCAUUUGCGGAUGAGUUCCAUUCACGGUUGCGGUUUAACCACAGGGGUUUAGUGGCGUGCGCCAAUGCUGGCACGCCUCAUUCGAACGGAAGCCAGUUCUUUAUCACCCUUGACCGCUGUGAUUGGCUUGAUAAGAAGAAUACCAUCUUUGGGAAGGUUACUGGUGAUUCUAUUUUCAACCUUCUUGCCUUGGCUGACGUUGAGACUGAUAAGGAUGACCGACCUGUGUACCCACAGAAAAUUCUUUCAGUCGAGGUUCUCUGGGACCCAUUUGAGGAUGUUGUUCCAAGGCAACUUAAGAAACCUGAGUCUGCUGCCAAGGCUGAUGCUGAGGUGAAACCUAAGAAGAAAGCAGUUAAGCAACUUAAUGUGCUUUCAUUUGGUGAUGAAGUAGAAGAGGAGGAGAAUGAGGCAGCUUCCUCCGUAAAGGACAAAAUAAAAAGUAUUCAUGAUGUGCUGGAUGAUCCCCGUUUUCUUAAAGGGAAACCAGAGGAUGGACAGCUGUCCAAGGAGCAAGAGGAGAAGAAAAAGGAUACUCUUCUGUCUGUCAGGGAGGCUUUGAUCUCAAAGAAAGUUGACUCAAGAGAGCCAGAGCAUGCUCCAGAAACUGAUGAUUAUCCUGAAGACGAGAAUGAAGAGGAUUUUGACAACAGAAUGCGCUCACAAAUCCUAAGAAAACGUAGAGAGCUUGGUGAUAUUUGCCCUCCUGAAACCUCUAAAACAGAUAAACCACAUCGGAAGGAUAGGGAAUUACCAGCUCACAGGAGUGAUAUCAACGAUGAUGACGAUGAUCAGGAGCAUCAGUUACAAAAGUCUAAAAAACUAUCCUUGAAGAAAAAGGGUGUUGGCUCAGAAGCCAGUGCCGAAAGUAUGUCCAAAGCAGAUGCUAAUCUGCAACUAUUAAAUCCAGCUGAACAGGAGAGACAUUUGCAAAAACAGAAGAAACGUCGGCUCCAAGGCCGUGAAGAUGAGACAUUAGCAAAGUUACAGAAGUUCAAGGCUUCUUUCCUCGGUACGAAUCGUGCUACUGAUAACACGGAAAAAGAGGCCGAUGAGGAUUACACAGGGUGGCAUACCAACCGGCUGACUUUCAUGCCUGAUUCUUCGAAGGAUGGAAUGGCUAGGAAAGAUGACCCAGACGACUAUGUAGUGGUUGAUCCUCUUCUGGAGAAUGGAAAACAAAAAUUCAACAAGAUGCAAGCAAAGCUUAAGCGGAGGGAGCGUGAAUGGGCAGGCAGAUCUCUCACAUGAGCUGCGAGCUCCUUGCUUAAUGUUCCCUUCUCUCUUAUUAGCCCUUGAUGGUACUGAGUCACAUCCUGCUACUCUUGCUAACUCGGUAGUAUUCGACUGUACUUUCCCCCAGUGCACUGGCAAAUGGUUACCACAUCGCAACUGCUGCAAUUUUGGUGCGGUCUUGGGAUUGUAAACGCCGCAUAUCGCACACGGAUCACGGCAGUUGAUGAUAGAGUGACCAUCUGUAGACUAAUGUUAUUUUUUCGUUUUAGUAUGUGUAUCAUGAUUUUCCAAAUUGUAAAUGCAAUUGUACAAUUCAUUUGUUUGCUGAUCAUUUAUAGGUUCCUGCAGUUUAAUAGAAAAUGCUCCUUGAGAAA